CUGUGGGCGGGACUUCCGGAGCGUUGAUGCGUCUACGGGUCAGGCACUACGGGUCUGGCCGGCCUCCGGACAUGAAGGUUCUAUAUUGAAGCCCAGACAGGUCGAGGGACCACAGGCUGGCGACAGAAAUGGACCUUGCGCUAUCUCAUAGCUGUCCUGUUUGUCCUGCGCUAUGAAAUUGGUGUAGUGACGUGGCUGCGCGCCCCAGUGGUGAGCAGGCUGCCUGCUGGCCCCCUGGCCCUGGAGGCUGACCCUGCUGUGACUGCCCACCAUGUGGACGCUCCUCCCCAUCCUCUGGCUCACCCUGGCCUGGGGCUCCGUGUGUGCCACCUUGUCAAAAUCAGAUGCCAAAAAAGCUGCCUCAAAGACACUACUGGAGAAGACUCAGUUUUCAGAUAAGCCUGUCCAGGAGCGGGGUUUGGUGGUGACAGACUUCAAAGCUGAGGACGUGGUCCUCGAGCAUCGCAGCUACUGCUCCGCAAAGGCACGGGAGAGGAACUUCGCUGGGGAUGUCCUGGGCUACGUCACUCCUUGGAAUAGCCAUGGCUAUGAUAUGGCCAAGGUCUUUGGGAGCAAGUUCACGCAGAUCUCACCUGUCUGGCUGCAGCUGAAGAGGCGUGGCCGGGAGAUGUUUGAGAUCACAGGCCUCCACGAUGUGGACCAAGGUUGGAUGCGAGCUGUGAGGAAGAAUGCCAAGGGCCUGCACAUAGUGCCUCGUCUUCUGUUUGAGGCCUGGACUUACGAUGAUUUCCGGAAUGUCUUAGACAGCGAGGAUGAGAUAGAAGAGCUCAGCAAGACUGUGGUCCAGGUGGCAAAGAACCAGCACUUUGACGGCUUCGUGGUAGAGGUGUGGAGCCAGCUGCUGAGCCAGAAGCACGUGGGCCUCAUCCACAUGCUCACUCAUGUGGCCGAAGCACUGCACCAGGUCCGACUGCUGGCCAUUCUCGUCAUCCCUCCUGCUGUCACCCCAGGGACCGACCAGCCGGGCAUGUUCACACACAAGGAGUUUGAGCAGCUGGCCCCAGUGCUGGAUGGCUUCAGCCUCAUGACCUACGACUACUCCACGUCACAGCAGCCUGGCCCCAAUGCACCACUGUCGUGGGUUCACGCCUGUGUCCAGGUCCUGGACCCCAAGUCCAGGUGGCGGAGCAAGAUUUUCCUGGGACUGAACUUCUACGGCAUGGACUAUGCGGCCUCCAAGGAUGCCCGUGAGCCUGUCAUCGGAGCCAGGUACAUCCAGAUGCUGAAGGACCACAGGCCGCGCAUGGUGUGGGAUGGCCAGGCUGCAGAGCACUUCUUCGAAUACAAGAAGAGCCGUGGCGGGAGGCACCUGGUCUUCUACCCAACUCUGAAGUCCCUGCAGGUACGACUGGAACUGGCCAAGGAGCUGGGCAUCGGGGUCUCCAUCUGGGAACUGGGCCAGGGUCUGGACUACUUCUACGACCUCCUCUAGACUGCAACCCCAAGCAGACACAAACUGUUCGUAGCCAUGGAAUGACCAUGUGAAAUACAGACCUCAUUCUUUGUGCUGCAA
Messenger RNA from Fukomys damarensis (Damara mole-rat), 1534 nucleotides. It is a transcript of the gene Chid1, whose product is annotated as chitinase domain containing 1. The transcript has 14 exons. Gene Ontology annotation, molecular function: chitin binding; oligosaccharide binding. Gene Ontology annotation, cellular component: extracellular region. NCBI's taxonomy places the organism in Eukaryota, Metazoa, Chordata, Mammalia, Rodentia, Bathyergidae. The coding region runs from base 272 to 1453 and encodes 393 amino acids. Gene Ontology annotation, biological process: carbohydrate metabolic process. The record is from RefSeq and is a predicted model, not a curated record.